GGAGCGCGCCGGCGGCGGUGGCGGCAGUGGCGGUGAAUGUGGGGGUGGGGGGCGGGGAGCUUUGGUUGAGGCGACCGUGGCUCUUAGGCACCCUCGACUGGCGGCGGUGACGGCUCCUGGUGCGGCGGGGCGCUCGGCCAGCUUUCUAGGUCGGAACGGAACACUUGGCCUCGCGGGCCCCGCCCGGAAAGUUUGCAGUGGAGCCGCGACCUCCUGGCCGGCGCGGCCCAGCAUGAAGCGGCGCUGAGGAGCCGCGGCGGCCGCCUGAGGAGGAGGCGCUGCACCCCGGGCCACGCCGAUGACUACUGCAAACUGUGGCGCCCACGACGAGCUCGACUUUAAACUCGUCUUCGGCGAGGACGGGGCACCAACGCCGGUGUCCCAGGUCUCGCGGCCUGCAGAUCUUGAACCAGAUGAUUGUGCAUCCAUUUACAUCUUUAAUGUAGACCCGCCUCCAUCUACUUUAAAUUCAUCACUUGGCUUACCACAUCAUGGACUGCUGCAGUCUCACUCUUCUGUUUUGUCACCAUCAUUUCAGCUCCAAGGUUUCAAAAAUUAUGAAGGAACUGAUGAUAUUUCUGAAUCUAAAUAUAGCUCAUUAAGUGGUCCUAAACCCUUUGAGUGCCCAAGUAUUCAAAUUACAUCCAUCUCUCCUAACUGUCAUCAAGAAACAGAUGCUCAUGAAGAUGACCUACAUGUAAAUGACCCAGAAAGGGAAUAUUUGGAAAGGCCUUCUAGAGAUCAUCUCUAUCUCCCACUUGAACCGUCCUACCGGGAAUCUUCCCUUAGUCCUAGUCCUGCCAGCAGCAUUUCUUCUAGGAGUUGGUUCUCAGAUGCAUCUUCUUGUGAGUCUCUCUCACACAUUUAUGACGAUGUGGACUCAGAGUUGAAUGAAGCUGCUGCACGAUUUACUCUUGGCUCACCUCUGACUUCUCCAGGUGGCUCUCCAGGAGGUUGCCCUGGAGAAGAGUCCUGGCAUCAACAGUAUGGACCUGGACAUUCCUUGUCACCUAGGCAAUCUCCUUGCCACUCUCCUAGAUCCAGUAUCACUGAUGAGAAUUGGCUGAGCCCCAGACCAGCCUCAGGACCCUCAUCCAGGCCCACUUCUCCUUGUGGUAAACGACGGCACUCCAGUGCUGAAGUAUGUUAUGCUGGCUCUCUUUCACCCCAUCACUCACCUGUUCCGUCCCCUGGUCACUCGCCUAGAGGGAGUGUAACUGAAGAUACCUGGCUCACUGCUCCUGUCCACACUGGAUCAGGCCUCAGCCCUGCACCGUUUCCAUUUCAGUACUGUGUAGAGACUGACAUCCCUUUGAAAACAAGGAAGACUUCUGAAGAUCAAGCUGCCAUACUACCAGGAAAAUUAGAGGUCUGUUCAGAUGAUCAAGGGAGCUUAUCCCCAUCCCGGGAGUCAUCAGUAGACGAUGGCCUUGGAUCUCAGUAUCCUUUAAAGAAAGAUUCAUCUGGUGACCAAUUUCUUUCAGUUCCUUCACCCUUUACCUGGAGCAAACCAAAGCCUGGCCACACUCCUAUAUUUCGCACAUCUUCAUUACCUCCAUUAGACUGGCCUUUACCAACUCACUUUGGACAAUGUGAAUUGAAAAUAGAAGUGCAACCUAAAACUCACCAUAGAGCCCAUUAUGAAACUGAAGGUAGCCGAGGGGCAGUGAAAGCCUCUACUGGCGGCCAUCCUGUUGUGAAGCUCCUGGGCUAUAGUGAAAAGCCAAUAAAUCUACAGAUGUUUAUUGGAACAGCCGAUGAUAGAUAUUUACGACCUCACGCAUUUUACCAGGUGCAUCGCAUUACUGGAAAGACAGUUGCUACUGCAAGUCAAGAGAUAAUAAUCGCCAGCACAAAAGUUCUGGAAAUCCCGCUUCUACCUGAAAAUAAUAUGUCAGCAAGUAUCGACUGUGCAGGUAUUUUGAAACUCCGCAAUUCAGAUAUAGAACUUCGAAAAGGAGAAACUGAUAUUGGCAGAAAGAAUACUAGAGUCCGACUUGUAUUUCGUGUGCACAUCCCACAGCCCAGUGGAAAAGUCCUUUCUCUACAGAUAGCAUCUAUUCCUGUUGAGUGCUCUCAGCGAUCUGCUCAAGAGCUCCCUCACAUUGAGAAGUACAGUAUCAACAGCUGCUCUGUCAAUGGAGGCCACGAAAUGAUUGUGACUGGAUCUAAUUUUCUUCCAGAAUCCAAAAUCAUUUUUCUUGAAAAAGGACAAGAUGGAAGACCUCAUUGGGAGGCUGAAGGAAAAAUAAUCAGAGAAAAAUGUCAAGGGGCUCAUAUUGUCCUUGAAGUUCCUCCCUAUCAUAACCCAGCGGUUACAUCUGCCGUGCAGGUGCACUUUUAUCUUUGCAAUGGCAAGAGGAAAAAAAGCCAGUCUCAACGUUUUACUUACACACCAGUUUUGAUGAAGCAAGAACAAAGAGAAGAUACUGAUUUGUCUUCAGUUCCAUCCUUACCUGUGCCUCAUUCUGCCCAGACCCAGAGGCCUUCCUCAGAUACAGGGCACCCCCAUGACAGUGCAUUGUCUGCACCAAGAAGCUUGAUUUGUCCAGUGCAGCCAGCAUAUGCAUCUAUGAUAACCUCCACCCAUUUGCCACAGUUGCAAUGUAGGGAUGAGGGUGCUGGCAAAGAACAGCACAUAAUACCAUCUUCAGUCAUGCACCAGCCUUUUCAAGUUACACCAACAUCUCCUAUGGGGUCUUCCUUUCAGUCUAUACAAACUAAUAUGUAUAAUGGUCCAACUUGUCUUCCUAUGAAUCCUGCCUCUAGUCAAGAAUUUGAUCCAGUUUUGUUUCAGCAGGAUGCAGCUCUUUCUAAUUUAGUAAAUCUUGGCUGUCAACCACUGUCACCAAUACCAUUUCAUUCUUCAAAUUCAGAUGCAACAGGACAUCUUUUAGCUCAUUCACCUCAUUCUGUGCAAACCCCACCUCAUCUGCAGUCAAUGGGAUACCAUUGUUCAAAUGCAGGACAAAGAUCUCUUUCUUCUCCAGUAGCAGCCCAGGUCACAAGUCAGCCUUCUUCCCAUUUACAGCCUAUUACAUAUUGUCCUUCACAUCCAGGGUCUGCUACAGCAGCUUCCCCAGCAGCCUCUCAUGCUCUUUCUAGUUCACCGAUUUCUGGGCCACCGUCCCCUCAGCUGCAGUCUAUGCCUUACCAAUCUCCUAGCUCAGGAACUGCCUCAUCACCAUCUCCAGUUACCAGAAUGCAUUCUGGACAGCACUCAACUCAAGCACAAAGUACAGGCCAAGGAGGUCUUUCUGUACCUUCAUCCUUAGUAUGUCACAGUUUGUGUGACCCAGCAUCGUUUCCACCUGGUGGUGCAGCUGUGAGCAUUAAACCUGAACCUGAAGAUCAAGAACCUAACUUUGCAACCAUUGGUCUACAGGAUAUCACUUUAGAUGAUGUGAACGAGAUUAUUGGAAGAGACAUGUCCCAGAUUACUGUUUCCCAAGGCCCAGAGGUGAUCAGAGAUGCCCCUCUCCCAGGUCCGGAGUCUCCAGAUGUUAUGAGCUCUAACAGUGCUCAGUGAAGCUUUGUGCCCACCACCAACUGCUCAGCCUGCUUCUCUCCUGGAACUUAAGUUUCCAACCAGACUUCAGAAUCUGUCGCAGAAGUUGGAUUCACUGUGGGGAAAGCAGCAUUCCUUCACCUUAAGCCUUGGGCAGAUUUUGUAAAGAACAGGAACAGCAUCAGCUGUUUAAGCUGUGGGAAAUGAGCUUUGCUUUUUAUAUAUAUAUAUUUAAAUAGGAUACUUUUAUAUGAUGGGUGCUUUGAGUGUGACUGCAGCAGGCUCUCUCUCAGAGGUGCUGCUCUUGCAGGUGACCUGGUCGCAUAGCUAGGAUUAGUAAUUUGUACUGCUUUCUGGUCAUUUGAAGAGCCCUUUAGUUUUGAUAUUUUUAAAGUAGAACUUUUGAUAAAAUCUUCCAGAUGCAGACAAAAAAAAAUUAUCCUAAGCCCACACUUACACCUCAGAAACUUAGCAUGCAUCCUGAAGCCUUUCAUAGAUUCAUAGGAAAAAGCCAAAUGUAGCUCACGCUCUUUAUAAAAUAAAGUGUUGGGUAAAUUGAGAAGACCAUUCCAUCUUUGAAGUGUUGGGAUAUGAUACAUUCCAGAGCGUAGCCUUUUGUAACUUAGGUAGCUAUCAGGCAGUUUUCCACUAGCAGUUCCUCCAUGGUCAGGCUUUUUCUUCCCUCAGGACCUUGGGUAAAAUGGUCAUUCAUAAGGUAAAUGUCAAAGGUAGGGUUUUAGCUUAGGUGGUUAUUUUCUACCUAACUUUUUAAGUGGGAGCCUCUGCCUUUAGUCUAUAGCCAUUGAAGCCACUGUCCCACUAGUUUAAAGCUUUGCAGGUUUUUUAACUCCUUGAGGCCAGGCCAGCAGUGGAAGGAGCUAAGUAUGAGUGAGCUGUGUAAUAGGAGAGGCAGAGAAAAUAAAAUGCAGGACUCCAGUUGAGAAAGGCCUUAAGAUUCACAUGGCCUGUCAAUAGCCUGCAGUGAUUCUGUCUCAUGGUGUCCUGGCUAUGUGACCUAUAAGCCAGCCUUUCCUCCACAAGGCAUUGAGACACAUCCAGAAAUAAGGUGGCAUCAUAGACCUGUCCUACACCAAAGACACAGUGGUGCUGCUGCUGCUGGUGAGAUCGGUGUCCAAGGCAGGGGCCAGCAGAAAUUCCAGCCUGCUGUCUACCAAAGGACUGUUCUCAGACCCUGCCUUUACCCUUCCCUUUUAAAGUCCCUGAAUUUUACAGUCUGUUUUCAAAUGAAAUAGUGUACUUUCAUUCAUUCAGGAAGCAAAUUGAGUGCCUAUGAGUGAGACGUAAUGUUACUCUAGGUGAUUGUGACCCUUGAUGGUAGGGGCCUUUUUUACCAAGGCUCUAUCAGCCUAAGCAGGAGCUGGCCUAUUGCCUACCAACCCUAGUAAGCAGGGUAGGAGGUACUGAUUCAAGAUGAGAGAAGUGUGUGUUUGUUUUUAACACAAUGAUUUGCACUUCUCCCCUAAAACUAUUUAAAGAGUCUCAUCAGCAAAUUGCUCUGGCCACUCUUGUAGCUAGAUAUUUUCCAAAUUUCUCUGAAAGUGAAUUUUAUUUGUGACUGUGGAUAGUGACAUUUGCUUUAGAAGCCCGAUGGUUGGUAGCCCACAGCCUCCUUUAAAGGGCAUUGGCCUCUCAGGUGAACUUGCAGACUUGGCCAAAUUUGCUUCCUCUUUCCCCUGGGGCAGUUGCCUCAUAUGGGGUCAUUGCAAGACCCCUCGGGGUGCUGCUUUGCUGCCUUCAAGAAUAAAAGCCUCUAUGAUCCAGACUUGCUAUGCACCAAAUUUUGAUGCCUUUUAAAUACCUUGAUGCCUGUAGCAUUAGAAAUGCUUUCCUAUUUAAAACAGGUUAGAUUUUAAAAUAGAGCUUUGUAUUCUGUGUAAUGGUUUUAUAUUAGCUUUGUAUAAGCUUUCAUGUAAGAGUCAUAUUUUUUGGUUUUGUAGAUAAAGACUUAAAUUUUUGUGCAAAUUAGUGGUGGUAAAGCACACAUCCAUUGGACUAUGCAAAUUGAUUUCUAGUAGCAGCACUGAGCAACUGGGCAUUUGCUAGCACACACCCUUUCCUCUCACCUGUACUAGAACUUGGGUUGAGGAAUGAAGGAGCAGCCUUCUGUUUACUAGAAAAAUGUUUGGGUUCACAUGUGGUGCUGCUGCCCUGGGUACAACCCACCUAUACCCAGGGCCAGCCAGUAUCACCAGACCUCUGCUGGGCCCAGACACCAAGCCCAGUUUUUAAUAUGUAGAACACAUGGGCUCAAGUUGAAACCUUGUGUUUUAUAGAACGGAUGUGUAGGUGAAGAAAUUGGAUUUUGGUUAUGUUUACAGCACUUGGGAUUGUGUUUUCUUGUACAUUUUGUAUUUUAAAAUCGUUUAUAGGAGUGCAGUGCUCCUUAUACAAAUACAAAGGGAAGAUGAGCCAGCAGUUGAGGCUCCUCCUCAGUUACAGUGCUGAAAUAAUAAACAGUGACAGAUCAA
Molecule: messenger RNA, 5997 nt
Organism: Rattus rattus (black rat)
Lineage: Eukaryota; Metazoa; Chordata; Mammalia; Rodentia; Muridae
Gene: Nfatc3
Product: nuclear factor of activated T cells 3
Exons: 10
Coding region: 299-3529 (1076 amino acids)
Biological process (GO): regulation of transcription by RNA polymerase II; cytokine production; calcineurin-NFAT signaling cascade
Cellular component (GO): transcription regulator complex
Molecular function (GO): RNA polymerase II cis-regulatory region sequence-specific DNA binding; transcription factor binding; DNA-binding transcription factor activity, RNA polymerase II-specific
Source: RefSeq, a predicted model, not a curated record